CCUAUUGGUUAGUUGAAACCAGGAAGCAGCAUGGCGGUCUCGCCUGAGCAGCAAAUAUCGGCCACGCAUUUUGUUAGAGAGAUUGAGAAAAAUGACGGCUCUGUUCUAAAAGUAUAUCAGUGCAGCACAGGCGAUGUAGGUUGCGUGGUUUGGGAUGCGGCUAUUGUUUUAUCUAAAUACCUCGAAACGGAACAGUUUUGUAAUUCCCGCUCUGGUGUCAGUACAUGGUCCUCUAAGCAAGUAAUGGAGCUUGGAGCGGGGACUGGAGUGGUGGGGAUCAUGGCCGCCUCCCUGGGAGCCAAUGUCACAGUGACAGACCUGGAGGAUCUCCAACCUCUCCUUCAACUAAACAUCCAGGAAAACAGAGAGCUUGUCAGAACAGGCUCGAUCACAGCCAAGGUACUGAAAUGGGGUGAAAAUGUGACAGACUUUUUGCCACAUCCAGAUUACAUUCUAAUGGCUGACUGCAUCUAUUAUGAACAGUCGGUGGUGCCGCUGGCGGAGACGCUGAAACUGCUGUCUGGACCUGACACCUGCAUCAUCUGCUGUUAUGAGCAGCGCACGAUGGGAGUUAAUCCUGAAGUGGAGAAGAGAUUUUUUGAGUUGCUGCUGCAAGACUUUGAGGCUGAGGAGGUGCCAGCUGAAAGACAAGACCCUGAGUUUAAUAGUCCCGACAUCCACAUUCUUCAUCUACGGCGCAGAAACGGCUGAACGGCUUUCAACCUGUGUUUUCGUACCAUUUAAACCGUUGUGUGUCCAGACUUACUAACUGUUAUUUUGUUCAACAUCACUGCUGUGUGUUAUUACUUAAAAACACACCAAAAGAAUAUUUCCCUAAUAACCAUGGCAUAUAAGCCAGUCUACAUAUAAAUCUGGAAGGAUUCACAGUUUAUGCAUUUUAAACUCUUUGAUAUUAAAAGAAAUCCUGAUAUCCAAACACCAGCUGUUUUGACUUGACUUUCUUGUGUAAGCUAGUUGGGGAAAAACUGUUUUGUGUAUAUUGAUGUGAAAUUAAAUACAUCACUGUAUGUUUGACUUGGCUAACGUUAGGCAAGUAUGUAGUUAACAUUACUUAACUAUGGUUAUUGGUAAAAGUUUGAGCAAAAAUUUAGGCAUACAAUAAGAUGUCGGAUCCAACACUUAACAAAUACUGUUAAAUAAGGUGUCAGAUCCAACACUUAACAAAUAAUGUUAAUAGUAAUGAUGAUUUUAUCAUGUGUAUGAUAUUGAGGGGUAGUCGGUGUGUAAAUCCUACGUUUAUGAUACAUCUGCAUUUUUAGGGCAGCUGGUUUAAAAACUUCAUCUGGUUAAGAAUAAACAGUAAAUGUGAUACCUUCUAAAAAUGGUCUUUAAGCUUGUUUGAUCAUAAUGGUUUGUAAAUAAAACAUAUUUUCAGGCACUGUGGCUUUAUGCCAUUCUUUGAGUCUCUGUCUUCAGACCCUGUCUCCUGACUCUGUUUAGACAGAUGGUACAUUUUUUUCCCUCAUCACUGUAUCCAAUCCAGUCUUUUUCCUUGAAGUCAUUAAAAUAUUUUCCAUCCUUCUUUGCUCUUGUUUCUUCUAACCACUGUAGAAAAUAGCUGUGCUU
Molecule: messenger RNA, 1587 nt
Organism: Hemibagrus wyckioides
Lineage: Eukaryota; Metazoa; Chordata; Actinopteri; Siluriformes; Bagridae
Gene: vcpkmt
Product: valosin containing protein lysine (K) methyltransferase
Exons: 5
Coding region: 31-711 (226 amino acids)
Biological process (GO): peptidyl-lysine methylation
Cellular component (GO): cytoplasm; cytosol
Molecular function (GO): protein-lysine N-methyltransferase activity
Source: RefSeq, a predicted model, not a curated record